CCCUCCUUCCCGGGCGCCCCCCUGCGUGUUACAUAACGGGUCGCGGGGCGCGCUCUCGCGAGGUUUCCACCCCCCUCCUCGUUCCACGUCAGAAGGAACCGGGCGGAGCGGCCAACAUGGCGGAACGCAGGCGACACAAGAAGCGGAUCCAGGAAGUUGGUGAACCAUCUAAAGAAGAGAAGGCUGUAGCUAAGUAUCUUCGAUUCAACUGUCCAACAAAGUCCACAAAUAUGAUGGGUCACCGGGUUGAUUAUUUUAUCGCUUCAAAAGCAGUGGAUUGCCUUUUGGAUUCAAAGUGGGCAAAGGCCAAGAAAGGAGAGGAAGCUUUAUUUACAACCAGGGAGUCUGUGGUUGACUACUGCAACAGGCUUUUAAAGAAACAAUUUUUUCACCGGGCACUAAAAGUAAUGAAAAUGAAGUAUGAUAAAGACAUAAAGAAAGAAAAAGAUAAAGGAAAACCUGAAAGUGGAAAAGAAGAUGAUAAAAAGAGCAAGAAAGAAAAUAUAAAGGAUGAAAAGACAAAAAAGGAAAAAGAGAAAAAAAAAGAUGGUGAAAAAGAAGAAUCCAAAAAGGAGGAAACUCCAGGAACUCCCAAAAAGAAGGAAACUAAGAAAAAAUUCAAACUUGAGCCACAUGAUGAUCAAGUUUUUCUGGAUGGAAAUGAGGUUUAUGUGUGGAUCUAUGACCCAGUUCACUUUAAAACAUUUGUCAUGGGAUUAAUUCUUGUGAUUGCAGUGAUAGCAGCCACCCUGUUCCCUCUUUGGCCAGCAGAAAUGAGAGUAGGUGUUUAUUACCUCAGUGUGGGCGCAGGCUGUUUUGUAGCCAGUAUUCUUCUCCUUGCUGUUGCUCGUUGCAUUUUAUUUCUCAUCAUUUGGCUUAUAACUGGAGGAAGGCACCACUUUUGGUUCUUGCCAAAUCUGACUGCUGACGUGGGCUUCAUUGACUCCUUCAGGCCUCUGUACACACAUGAAUACAAAGGACCAAAAGCAGACUUAAAGAAAGAUGAGAAAUCGGAAACCAAAAAGCAGCAGAAGUCCGACAGUGAGGAAAAGUCAGACAGUGAGAAAAAGGAAGACGAUGAGGGAAAAGUAGGACCAGGAAAUCAUGGGACAGAAGGCUCAGGUGGAGAACGGCAUUCAGACACAGACAGUGACAGGAGGGAAGACGACCGAUCCCAACACAGUAGUGGAAAUGGGAAUGAUUUUGAAAUGAUCACAAAAGAGGAACUGGAACAGCAAACAGAUGGGGAUUGUGAAGAAGAAGAAGACAAUGAUGAAGAAACACCUAAAUCUUCACAUGAAAAAUCAUAAUCUGACUAAUUUGGGGACUGAAUAAGUACAAGAGAUUGCGGUUGGAUUUUCUAUGUUGGCCAAUCAUCAUAAUGUACACAUGGCAUUUGUAGCAUUCUUUAAAUCUAUUUACUGAAAUGUAUUUGAUAUCCAAGCAAUUAUAUUCAGUUCUUCAUUUUAUAGAAUACUGGUACUAUUAUUGGUACAGUUUAAAGCCAUUGAUAAGUUUUAUCCAUUUGAUAAUUUUACAGUAAGUAGGUCCCAUUCAUUUUGAUAGUUAUCAAAGAUGCACUUUACACAAUGUGACAUCUAGAUUAACAGCAUUUUUGAUAAUUUUAUGGCUUUUUACUUUUAGACUAAUCAAAAUAACUUUGAAAGGAAUAAGGAAACUCCAGUAUUUCAGAUUUUGUGUAGUUAUGUAGCCAUUUCACAGUUUCUUUAAGAUGAAAUUCUUAAACUCAUUGUUCUUGAUAGUUACUUUUGUUUUUCAUUGUAAAAUUAUACCAGGAAAUUUCUUUUAAGAUUCUGAGUUAGCAGGGUUCAAAAGCAUUUUGUGGAAACAAGCCAACUAGUAACAAUGCAGCAACACUUUUAGUUUAGCUACAAAUUCUCCUUUUCCAACUUAGGAAAUCCAAACUGAUUUAUACAUCUGAUUUACAGGAAAAUGGUCAUCUCCAGCAGAGAAAGUGAACAGUGUUGGUUGGAAGGCAAUGGCUCUUUCUUCUUCUCCAUUUCCUUGUCAUAACGUAAAGUGUAUUCUGUACAUAAUUUACAAAUAAAAUGAACAUUUUAUUUUAAUUGUUACUUAUUAUUUAGACAUUUCUCAACACUUAAAUUUGUAAAAUUCAGACCAUGUAAGGGUAUGUUUUUAGAGAAAUGAUGGAAGUUUCAAUAACCCACAGGACAUCUGUGAUCUUUCUACAGCAGCUUCAGUUUUGUGCCAACAUUCCGUGUAUUUGAAUAUAAGUAAAAACUGAUCCUUAUUAAAUAAGAGCAGACUUAAAGUAGCUGUUUGUACGCCUUAAUAUUCAUUUUGAUUUAUUUUAAAUCUUCACAUUCAGAGAUGGGUUGCCAUAUUAUCAGAACAGGAGACACUGCUGUGGAAGAUAAUUUACUGUUCUAAAAUAUCAAUUUAAAAUAAAGAAUAUGAAAGAAAACGUAAGAGAAA
Messenger RNA from Galeopterus variegatus (Sunda flying lemur), 2457 nucleotides. RefSeq names its product SEC62 homolog (S. cerevisiae) (gene SEC62). The record is from RefSeq and is a predicted model, not a curated record. The transcript is spliced from 8 exons. Bases 117 to 1310 code for a protein of 397 amino acids. Gene Ontology annotation, biological process: post-translational protein targeting to membrane, translocation. Lineage: Eukaryota; Metazoa; Chordata; Mammalia; Dermoptera; Cynocephalidae. Gene Ontology annotation, cellular component: endoplasmic reticulum; endoplasmic reticulum membrane.